This is a messenger RNA of Plectropomus leopardus (leopard coralgrouper), 1907 nucleotides long. RefSeq lists its product as uncharacterized. NCBI's taxonomy places the organism in Eukaryota, Metazoa, Chordata, Actinopteri, Perciformes, Serranidae. The record is from RefSeq and is a predicted model, not a curated record.
UCGGAGGUGGACAGCGCAGCCAUUUAUUUCUCUGACGCUAAAAAAAAACAUACAGGGGUCGGUGACGUGUGUCCAUCACGCGCAUAACUAACCCGGCGCGCGGGAGUCAUGACGUUAGCAGCACAUACCGAGGCUCAACUCAUCACCGACUGAGAUUCGCGAGCUCCAAACUUUCUCUCAAUUCAACGCCUGCGCAGACACACCGGACCCGCUCUCCUCCAUUAGGCUCAUGUUUUUGUUUCAGCCAUGGAGGGAAAUCUGCAAGAGGGCUGCAGCGACGUCGCGGUAAUGCACGUGAAAACUGAAGCGGUCGAUGAGAGCACAUCUGCGCUGGUUUUGGGCAGUCAGGAGUCGCCUGCGCCCUGCGGAGAUACCGCAUGCAGAGGGAGAGGAGGAGGAGGAGGAGGGGAUCAGACUGCAGAGGAGCUGGCUGACACGACAACUACUCCUGUACUGCUGUAUCCUGUGAGUACUGACCGCUUCUUCACCACAUCAGGGGAUGGAAAAACUUACCUGAAGAUAGCUCCAGCUUCGGCGAUGCCACCUGCUCCUUCUGAGAAGAUGCUUCCCUCCGGCUCGGAUUUCUCCUCCAAAGCCGUUUUGUGUCUGAUUGAAGCGGUCGGGCGCCGCUGGGGCCUCUAUGAGACUCGGGAGCGCUCCCAGCUCUUUCAGAGCGUCCAGGAGGAGAUGGCCUCCAAGGGGCACGUUCUUCCUGUCGAAAAGAUCCGCCGCAAGUGGAACAACCUCAUUGUCACAUAUAAGAGGGUUAAAGACCGCAGCCGGGAGACGGGACACGCUAAAACAUCCUGGGAGUUCUUCGAUCUGAUGGACGCCACACUUUGUGACACUGUUGGCACGCAGAUCGUCAACAACAAAAGAACCAAAGGCGGCAACACCGCUUCCACGUUGCCCGGUCCUUUGGCAAAGAUUGCUGCAAAACCGCAUGUUGCACAGCCCACCACCAUGAUACGACCGAAUGGGGACUUUGCUUCGACCGGCGGCGUGGACUCAGUGAGUCAGGGAGCCAUCAGCACUCAAAUCAUCACUAGCGCUGCUGCCAUUACCUCAGUGACCGCAGCCACCAUCAGCCCAACAAAUGCUCCAGAGCUCAAACCCCUGAUCGUCCUCAACAGUGACAUUGUUCCGACCAGUAUUCAUCCAGCCACCAUUGUGCCAUCUCCAUCUUUUAUCACCUCGCCUUGUUUUACAGAGACAGCUUCUACGUCCCCUUCCCUUGGCUCGAUUAGCAACGCAGACCUCAGCACAUCUCGCUACGUAGGCCGUAAAGCUCCAUCAUUCCCGUCAGGCGUCAUACCCUUCCGCCUCAGCAAUGCACCUCUUAGCAACAGUCAGAAUCUCAUCAGCCUCUCCUCGUCUUUCCCCCAUACUUCCUCCUGUCUCACUUCCUCUGUCUCCACCUCAUUAUCCGCAACAACCGUGCCGGGAACCGAGGGACAGAAAGGAAACGAGGAGCAAAGCAGCACCACGUUGCUCCAGGAGAUUGUGAAGCGACAGGAGGAGCAGGCCUACCUGGAUCGAGUGGCUCGCCGCAGGGUGGAGGCCAGAGAGAAGAGGCGCGAGAGGAGGGAGGUGCGGAUGGCAGAGUCCCUCGGCAGGAUAGCCACAGCGCUGGAGCUGCUCUCCUCCAAACAGGACACAGUCAUUGCCCUCCUGCAGAGACUGGCUGAUCGGAAGUGAAGGAUGGGGAAAGACUGGAAAAACGGGAGCUCCGUAAUCCUGAGAUCACGCGUAUGAAAACCUAUUAACACUUCUGCAAUGUAGUGACACAGCCAGAGCUCCAUAGUGCUACUGAAAAGGGUUUCACUCUCCCGAAUUUAAUGUAAAUAAAAUUUUAUAAAAUCAUACGAGCUUCUCACGAUUCUACAUUAAAGUGAAAGCCAUUUUCA